AUGGUUUCCUCCUUCUGCUGGAGCUGCCUUACGCGGCUUCCUACCGCACCCCGAGCUAUCCUCCCGCCGACAUUAACAGCACAGCGAGUAGCAGCAUUCCACUCGUCAACGCCGCUCCUUGCGGGAGCUAAGAAGAAGGGCGAUUUACCGGUUGCCAAGUAUCGUCAAGCCAAAUCCGCCAAAAUGAAGAAGAAGAAGCCUGUUGAGAAGACGCGUCCUCCGGCUGUCGGAGAACGCAGAGCGCUCCGCAAACGCAUCGUCCUCAGCAACCCUAACGCUCUUGAGAUCGAAGGCAUGCAGGACCUCUCUGCAGAAAACAUGGUGGAUGCGCGCCUUCGUGGCUCCAUUUUGGGUCUUCCUGUGCCCAUGCUCGAUCAAUUGAGGGCUGUUCAGGCCUUCAAGCCCAAGCAGGGCUGGUCCAUAUUCCGUCGGCCGGGAACGGUGGUGAGGCGCGAGACGCUCGAGCUGGGAAGGCUCAUCGACGGUAUCUCCGCUGAGGAGGGUGAGAACAAGGGAAAGGUCGUCAGGAAGAUCCUUACCGGUGUGAAGGGCUCCGGAAAGUCGGUCCACAUGCUGCAGGCCAUGUCUAUGGCUUUCACCAAGGAAUGGGUUGUUAUCACGGUUCCUGAAGCCCAGGACCUCGUCAUUGCCAACACCGCCUACGCACCCCUCUCCGAUGAGAACCCGAACGUCUAUGUCCAGAACGAUGCCACCGCCGCUCUCCUGUCUCGCACGGUCACCGCAAACCAGAAGGUUCUGUCCAAGUUGACCGUCUCCCAGCCCCAUCCCACCCUGAAGACGGCCGUCAAGCCCGGCAUGACCCUCGAGGCUCUCGCCAAGCCCGGUAUCCAGGACCCCGCUGUGGCAUGGAACGUCUUCCAGGCCCUUUGGACCGAACUCACCGCUACCGCCCCGGCCGCCGGCUUCGAGAAGGGCUUCAAGCCCCGUCCUCCCAUGCUCGUGACCCUGGACAACCUGGCCCACUGGAUGAAGGAGACCAAGUACAACAGCAUUGACUGCAAGCCCAUCCACGCCCACGACCUCGUCUUCGUCCAGCACUUCCUCUCCCUCCUGAAGCCCAGCACCGAGGCAGCAAAGCCCUCCCUCCCUAACGGCGGUGUUAUCCUCUACGCCACCUCCGGCUCCAACAGCCCCACCAUCUACGGCUUCGAAAUCGCCCUCCAGCAGCUCGCUGCCCGCCAGGCCGGCGUCAAGCCCUCCUCUCCGGAAUUCCCUCAACCUGACCCCUACCUCAACGCUGACAAGCGCGUCCUCGCUGUCUUCAACGACUCCGCUUCUUCCAAGUCCCCCGCCCCCAAGGACGGCUCUCUCGAGCUCCAGACCAUCGGCGGUCUCACUAGGGACGAAGCUCAGGGCUUCAUGGAAUACUUCGCUCGCAGCGGUCUCCUCCGUGAGAACAUCACCGACGCCUGGGUUGGCGAGAAGUGGAGUCUGGCUGGUGGUGGCGUUAUCGGUGAGCUCGAGAAGCUUGGUAGACGGCUAAGAGUCAUUGCUUAA
Molecule: messenger RNA, 1518 nt
Organism: Aspergillus niger
Lineage: Eukaryota; Fungi; Ascomycota; Eurotiomycetes; Eurotiales; Aspergillaceae
Product: mitochondrial 37S ribosomal protein mS29
Exons: 2
Coding region: 1-1518 (505 amino acids)
Cellular component (GO): mitochondrial small ribosomal subunit
Molecular function (GO): structural constituent of ribosome
Source: RefSeq, a predicted model, not a curated record